GUUUUCGGCCUGUUUGUUGAUUGUUUCCCGAAACACUCGCAGUCCCCGUAUUCCUGAAUCGCCCGAUUUCGCCUUUUGCCCUCUCUGCCUAGCACGGAGGCUGAGCAUUUUGGAAAUGGGUGUUCAAGAUUCUUGAUUUUUUUCUGGGGAAUUUCGGGUGCGCACUGGAAAAUCCAAAUAUUUGAAGGAAAUUUGUCAGUUUUAUAGCUGUGAUGAGUAUGAGAUUUUUGAGUCUUGUGGGCAAUUCUUUUGGAUGUUCCGCCUCUGGAGAACGGCUGGUUACUGCGGCAAGAGAUGGGGAUAUUCAGGAAGCCAAGGCUUUGUUAGACUAUAAUCCUCGUUUGGCAAGGUAUUCAACCUUCGGUGUUCGCAAUUCGCCCCUUCACUAUUCUGCUGCCCAAGGUCACCAUGAGAUUGUUACUCUCUUGCUCAAGUCUGGAGUUGACAUCAACCUCAGGAACUACCGUGGGCAGACAGCUUUGAUGCAAGCUUGUCAAUAUGGUCACUGGGAGGUUGUUCAGACUCUAAUUCUUUAUAAAGCCAAUAUCCACAGGGCUGACUAUCUCAAUGGAGGUACAGCACUCCAUUUAGCUGCUCUAAAUGGACAUUCUCGUUGUGUACGGCUUUUACUUGCUGAUUAUGUUCCAAGUACCCCUAACUUUUAUCACGUUAUGAAAAAAAGAUCAAGAAAUAAAGAUUUUACAUCAGAACUUGAUGAAGGUGCACUUUAUGAGGUGAUCAACAGACCAGCUGACGGAGGCAUCACUGCUCUUCAUAUGGCUACUUUGAAUGGGCAUGCUGAAACUGUGCAGUUACUGCUGGAUUUGGGGGCCUCUGUUAGUGAGGUUACUGUGGAAGAUGGCUCUACAAUUGAUUUAAUAGGUGCAGGAAGCACGCCACUUCACUAUGCUGCUUGUGGUGGAAAUGCCCAGUGUUGUCAGCUCUUGAUUGCCAGGGGUGCCACUCUCACUGCCAGAAAUGCUAAUGGAUGGACCCCUUUGAUGGUUGCUCAGUCAUGGCACAGAGAUUGGCUACAUGAGAUUCUAAGCUCUCAACCAGAAAAUCCACCGCAGCCACUUCCUUCUCCAUAUUUAUGUCUACCUCUAAUGAACAUUGUUAAUAUUGCUAGAGAAUGUGGAUGGACAACAAACAAUCCACCUCUCGCAAUAGACCCUUGUGUUGUUUGUUUGGAAAGAAAGUGCACAGUUGCUGCAGAAGGUUGUUUUCAUGAGUUCUGCACACAAUGUGCUUUGUAUUUAUGCUCCACGAGUACUACCUCAACUACAGGUCAUGGCCCUCCAGGCGCAAUUCCCUGCCCAUUAUGCCGGCAUGGUAUCGUUUCAUUUGUUAAGCUGGCAGAUACAAAGCCAGCUGCCAAGGAAACUGCUAGAACAAAUAUGUCAUUGCCGUUUUGCAGCUGCUCAGCUGAUGGUCAAGAACUUGAUCCAAUAGACAUUGCAUUUUCCAAGCCCGAUUUUUAUUGUGCCCGGGUUUCUCCCAGUUCGUCCUUUCGCUCAUCAAGCUUCCAAAAGUUUCCACUGGCUAAAUUCACCCCCGGACUGUGUAUGGGAGUUCAAGAAACUAGUCCAUCUUUAGUCUCGAGCAAUGAUCGAAGAAGCGUGGAUAACAAUUUGACUAGGUGUUCAAGAUCCAGCUUUCGCCGUUCAAAUACUGAACGAAGGCGCUGGUUAUGCUCAUUUAGCCAAUCCGUUGAAACUGGAAACAGCAGAUGCUGAAAAUAUUUGGCAUUUAGGUUUGUGUGUUUUCCAGUACUCGCCCCACCGGUAUUAUUAACUUUUUCAAUUAUAUUUAGCGUCCAUAAAUUCAUACACCUUACUGUCUGCAUAAUAUAAAUUCAACUGCUUUGUGGAUACCAGAUGUAAAUGAGGGCUUCUGUAAAGUAACAAGAAAAACAUGUGGGCUGGAUUGUGUAUUAAAAAUUUUCAGUCAUUUAUCUCUUUGUAAGAGAUUUUUUUUUUUUUAAUCUUUAGUUUUGGGGGUUCUUCACCUCCAUGAUAUGUACAAGUAAAUAACAUACAGUGGGAAACUUAUUGGUUUCUUAUUUUGAAAGCCAUUUGUUUGCAUAA
Molecule: messenger RNA, 2087 nt
Organism: Ipomoea triloba (trilobed morning glory)
Lineage: Eukaryota; Viridiplantae; Streptophyta; Magnoliopsida; Solanales; Convolvulaceae
Product: probable E3 ubiquitin-protein ligase XBOS32
Exons: 12
Coding region: 213-1736 (507 amino acids)
Molecular function (GO): protein binding
Source: RefSeq, a predicted model, not a curated record